This is a messenger RNA of Neocloeon triangulifer, 1208 nucleotides long. RefSeq lists its product as uncharacterized. The record is from RefSeq and is a predicted model, not a curated record. NCBI's taxonomy places the organism in Eukaryota, Metazoa, Arthropoda, Insecta, Ephemeroptera, Baetidae. The transcript has 5 exons. The coding region runs from base 235 to 855 and encodes 206 amino acids.
UGAGCCUCAUGCUCAGUGAUGCACCAAAACCGCAGUGCAGGAGGGAAUUGGCUCGAAGCUCGGACCGUCCGCAGCUUUUCUCCAGUCGUUUAACGUCGUUGAAACUCACCUGCGGAAAACUUUGCGUUUUGUGGAACUCUUUGAGGCUCUCCUCCUUGUCUUUCCACACCUGGCACAGCCAUUGUCUGUAGCCAACUUCGUCGAGAGGUAGCGAGUCGAUCGGGUGUCUGCAAAAUGAAUAUAAAUCAGAGUGACAUUUACAUUCGUCUGGGGGAUUUAAUGGUGCCCACAGAAUUGGACAAAGCCCCAAGACUUGUCAAUGUAAGCUAUGACAUUCAACAUCCCUAUUGGCUGGACACACUGGAAUUGCCAGAGGUGUCAGCUCAGUACGAUGAACUUCAUUCCAACUACGACCUUUGGCGCCGAUUCUCUGACGUUGCCUCAGAUGAAGAGCACGAAGAGCUGGACUUGCCAUUGGGCACCAAUAAGCGGCGCAAGUUGCACAAGUACCGCCAGGUCUUAAAGGAAAAAAGCAAGCGUAGCCUUCGCGCAGUGCCAAAGCACAUCAGAGACUACAGUAACCGCAAAAGGCUCAGUGAGUUUGAGAGGGAGGAGGAGCACAGAAAGAGGUUCAAGCAGAUGCACAGGGUCCCCACCGUUCCCACCUUCGGAGAGAGCAACGAGCUCGUCUAUGAUUCUGACGACUCAACCAAAAUUGUCAACGCCACUCAGCAGACAGACUCGGCUGAGUCUGAGAUGGAGAUUUCUGACCACUCUGAUGCUGAUAACGAGGUAUCCAAUGAUGAAGAUGACGAAGGGAUAGACGACGAGGAAGAUGAUGAUGGAGCAGAGUAGUUAGGAAGCGCGGCACUUCCUACAUUUCCCCACCUGAUAUUUUUGCUCACGCGUCAGCUCAGUAUCGAGGUCGGGUGUUGUUUUUUUAACCUUCCGUUCGAUGCAGCAGGUUCGUAGCUGAACUUGCACUUUUAAUUUUUCCUUUCUUUUUGCCAAAUGUGUAACACAUUCACCUGUUUAUUUUAACUUUUCAUUUCUAGAUAGAGUUUAUAAUUGAUUACUGUUGAUUAACUUAAUAGUUUAUCACUAAGGUUCACAAGACUCAUGUAUAAUGACUUAUGCAAUAUUAUUUCAGUUACCUCAAAGAUGCAAAUUAUUGUUAACUUAAUGAGAAUUUAUCUACUGUUAAUGUA